AUGCUUUUAUCUUGCCUAUUUUUCCUAUCCUAUUCUCUUUCAAAGGCUGACUUUUACGAAUCAUUCGAAUCAGAAAAUUCAAUGAAUGGCUGGAUAUCGACAAAGGCACCGGAUUAUAAUGGCGUUUGGUACUUUGAUAAUAAGACUAAAGCAUUAUCAAUGGCCACUUACGCAACAAGAUAUGCCAUUACAAAGAAAUUCAGUAACCCAAUCAUUUUAAAUGACAAAGAUUUUAUAAUUCAGUUCGAAGUCGAACCGACCACAACAAUUGAUUGCACAGGAGGAUAUUUAAAGCUAUACGGCAAUAAAAAUCUCAAUGAAAGAGAUGUUUCGAACCAAACAAUGUAUACAUUAAUGUUCGGACCUGAUAGAUGUCAAGAUUCAAACUCUAUUCACUUUAUUAUCAAGCACAAAGGUAUCGAAAAAAGUCUUAAAAUUCCACCACACUCUAAUUUAGGCAAUAAAACACACUUAUACUCAUUAGUUGUUCGAAAAAAUAAUAACUUUGAAACUUUCAUCGAUAAUGAUAAAGUUCGAAUCGGAAAUUUCUUUACAGAUUUCUAUCCUCCAAUCAAUAUUCGCGAAAUACCAGAUCCAGCAGACAAAAAACCAAAGGAUUGGGUUGAUGAUGAAUAUAUAGUUGACGAAACCGCAAAGAAACCAGAAGAUUGGGAUGAAGACGAGCCAGAAUUUAUACCAGAUCCAUCAAAAAUCGAUCCUCCCAAAGGAUGGCUCCUAAACGAACCGAAAACAAUCCAAGACAAAAAUGCUAAGAAACCAGACGAUUGGGAUGAAGCUGUUUUCGGCCAAUGGGAAGCUCCGCAGAUCUCCAAUCCCAAAUGUGACAAAGCUCCAGGUUGUGGUCCAUACGAAGCACCACUAAUUCUCAAUGAAAAGUACAAAGGAAAAUGGGAACCUCCUCGUUACAGAAAUCCACUUUACAGAGGUCCAUGGAGACCAAGGAUGAUUUCAAAUCCUGAUUACGUAGAAGACAAACAUCCAGCGAACUUCGGAGAGAUAUGGGCAGUUGGAUUUGAGCUUUGGGCCGUGACUCCUUCUCUUUCUUUCCGAAAGAUUUUGAUUGAUACAAAUAAUGUUGACGAAAUUGUCAAUGAAAUGGAUCAGAAACAGAAGAAAAUGGUCCAACAAAAGAAUGAAAACGAAGAAAUUAAAUUCAAUCCUGUUUUGAAUUUCGAAGAUUUGAAAAACAUUGACAACAAAUUGCCAUUCUUUGAAGAUCUUGUGAAUUCGUGGUCGGAAUUCUACAAGAAAGACAAAGGAAUGGCUAUUAGCAUGCUUUUGACAAUGAUCAUUACACCAAUCUUUGGAUAUUAUAUUCAUAGAAAAUUUUUCUAA
Messenger RNA from Trichomonas vaginalis G3, 1356 nucleotides. RefSeq names its product chaperone protein, calreticulin/calnexin family. NCBI's taxonomy places the organism in Eukaryota, Parabasalia, Trichomonadida, Trichomonadidae. Gene Ontology annotation, cellular component: endoplasmic reticulum membrane; endoplasmic reticulum. Bases 1 to 1356 code for a protein of 451 amino acids. The record is from RefSeq and is a predicted model, not a curated record. Gene Ontology annotation, molecular function: calcium ion binding. The transcript has a single exon. Gene Ontology annotation, biological process: protein folding.